Molecule: messenger RNA, 823 nt
Organism: Actinia tenebrosa (Australian red waratah sea anemone)
Lineage: Eukaryota; Metazoa; Cnidaria; Anthozoa; Actiniaria; Actiniidae
Product: proprotein convertase subtilisin/kexin type 6-like
Biological process (GO): protein processing
Cellular component (GO): trans-Golgi network; Golgi membrane
Molecular function (GO): serine-type endopeptidase activity
Source: RefSeq, a predicted model, not a curated record
UCUUGUGUUAUUCGUCAGGGUCGUAAUGGCUUGGGUGCUAUUUACACUUUYGCAGCUGGGAACGGCGGCAUAGUUCGGGACAGCUGUGCCUAUAACGGYUAUGUUAACAGUAUUUACACAAUUGCAAUCAAUGGUGUGAACUUUGAUGGCACUAAUCCAGGUUAUGCAGAAGAGUGUCCAGGUAUCAUGGCUACGACUUACAGCGGAGAACAAUCGGGGGRAACAGGAAAAAUUAUAACUGCUGAUAACAAUAAUGGGUGUAUUGAUAACUUUGGAGGAACAUCAGCCGCAACAGCAAUGGCGUCUGGUCUCGUUGCGUUAACACUUGAAGCAAAUCCUCACUUAUCAUGGCGUGACGUGCAACAUAUAAUAGUAAGAAGUGCAAGAUCAGCACCAGGAGGUAUUCUACUCGAGAGGGGAGACUGGGUGGUGAACAAAGCUAAUUUAACCGUUAGCAAGUUUUAUGGGUUYGGCRUUAUGGAUGCAUUUAAGAUGGUGCAGUUGGCGAAGAAGUGGAAAACAGUGCCUUCGCAACAAAGAUGUGAGAUUAAGGGCCAUGAUGAUGAAAACAGGUUUGACUUUUUGUUAACUUUGUCCAUUUAAUUUACUCCAAGCAGUACUUGCUUAAWGUAUACGUUUACGACCAUUAUGUGCGCGAACUUUUAAAAUGACGCGGUCGCYUUACAGUAUAACACCGACAAACGAUGACACUUUCUGAAAGUAUCCAUGUCCAAUUCUCACGACCUGAAUGAACUCGUGAUGUCCAUAGUCAAGUUGCGAUCAACUCGUCUUAGUCUUAAGAAGAUAUAACUAGCUAAAAACU